Molecule: messenger RNA, 972 nt
Organism: Mycena citricolor
Lineage: Eukaryota; Fungi; Basidiomycota; Agaricomycetes; Agaricales; Mycenaceae
Source: the annotation of a GenBank genome assembly
AUGUCCCCCACAGUUAUGGACGUACUCAGCAUGAAAACACCACCCCUCACGCCACGCAGGCGCAAGCCACUCGUCACAUAUCAGUCCCCGUCAGCCGACAAAGCCAAUGGGGUGACGAAGCCCUUGUCCAAGCUCUCGCACAAUCUCGCCCCCAUCCCCGUCGCCUCGUGCUCGAAAUCCUCACAUUCUAGCCCCAACAUAAUUGUACGAGCGAGCGGCGUGCCUCGCAAGCGGUACCCUAUGGACCCUCCCCUGCCUCUGUACCACCCCAUGGGCCCUCUGGCGAUGUCGCUCCCCUUAUUGCCACCCUCCCAUUUCGGCCACCCCGACCCGGAGCCGGUGAUCACGCCCAUCGACGAGCUCAUCGUCGACGCCAGCCGGCGCUCGUCGGCCCGCUCGCGCCGCCCGGUGGCGAAAAUGCGCGACACGGCCGUCGAUCGGGAGCGCGAGGACGGGAGCGCCUCGCCGGCGCCCUCGCUGCCGAACGUCGGUGCCAUCGCCGCUGCCGCCGCGCUCGAGAUCAAGGAGAAGCCCAGCCCGAGGAAGCGGCGCGGGGCGGCGGCUGCGGCGGGGGCGGGCGUCGUGAAUGGGGUCAACGGGAAGCGCAAGCGCAAGGACGCUGAGGACGAUGCGACGUACCCUGCGAAGCGGACGCGGCCGACGCGCGGUGCCGCUGCGUCGCUUGGGGCUGAUGAGUCGGGCGAUGAUGAGUCGACGGGGCUGUUAGCCGAGUCUGCUAUGACGCGGGAGCCGACCGAGGAAGCCGAGGAGAUCACGCGCCCCGAGCGGAGAUCGACGCGCUCGAGCGUGCGGCGCCGGGACUCGACCGCCAGCGCGAGCGAGGAGACGACUGCGUCGGUGCCCGCUGUGAGCCAGGUCGACGCUGCUGUCGAGGAGCCCAUGAUGCCCAUCCACGAAUUCGCGAUGAGGAACACGAAAGAAGAAGGGGAAGUCAGCGAAGAUGCCACUUGA